Molecule: messenger RNA, 2116 nt
Organism: Microbotryum saponariae
Lineage: Eukaryota; Fungi; Basidiomycota; Microbotryomycetes; Microbotryales; Microbotryaceae
Source: the annotation of a GenBank genome assembly
AUGGUGCGUGUUGAGCAAGUGACUUGGCUGCAGGACCACUGCAGGUGAGAUUUCGACGUGGACGGCCUCGAGUGUACAUACGGCACGGUGGUCGUGUGCCCGCCGGACCGUCGGGAUAUCCCUUCGGUGCGAGGACUCCGAUCAGUAGCAAAAUCAGCAAGAACAAAUGGGGUAAACGUCUUCAACCGAGAUACUUGAAGCAUCGAGGAAAUAUUUUAUUGUUGCGUGAGGGCUUUUGUCUUGCUUUAUUGGCGGUGCAGUAUUGUCGAAACGAGACGUCCACGGAUCGCGUUCGGAUGCGGGCGAGGCAGACGCUACCGAAGUCUGCCGAGCGAGUGCUGAGCGAGUGCUGAGCGAGUCGCCACAGACUGCCACCGUGGAAAGCUCUGUUCGCUUUUGACCGCUUGCGACUCGUUCUCGCACUUGAUUAUUUUCGACCUACCGCCUUUUCCGCGUGUUCUUCUCUCCACAUAGAACCUACACCCCCUCUCUCCAUACGCCUCAUGUCGCACCCUUCCGUCAUCCACGACAACGUCCUCUCGUUGAUCGGCCACACGCCUUUGAUCCGACUCGACAAGAUCGCGGCCGAGGAGGGACUCAAGUGCAACCUCUACGCCAAGGUCGAAUUGUUCAAUGCUGGGGGUUCAGUCAAGGUCAGUUGCACCCCAUGGCUAUCGUUGGGUGGUGUUGUUGGCCCCGUGGUGGUCGUGCUUUGACGCGGUCCACACAUGGCGACGCGACAUCAUUCCGAGCUGGGUGGCACGCGGCAGGCCGAAGAGUCCGGUUUCGGCGUGCCGUCGGUCGGUCGGCGAUGGCUGGCGCAAUCGAUCACGACACGAAGCCCAAUCCCACGAGCAGCUCAGGCUGAUCGCAAGUGCAUACACCACAGGACCGCAUCGCCUUACGUAUGGUCGAGCAAGCCGAGAAAGAAGGUCGAUUAAUUCCAGGCAAAUCAGUGCUCGUUGAACCGUGUACGUUGGUCGUCUUCCACGCAACUCGAGGCGCCGAUUACGUUCGCGCGCCACUUCCCCACCUGGGGCGUUUUGCCGACAAGAGCUGUGCACUGCCCGCGCUCGGUGACAUCCCUGGCUAUUGAAAGUCGACGGCGCUGAUACUUAGAGUUGUAUCGCCAUCUUGCUCUACAGCGAGUGGUAACACGGGAGUCGGACUCGCAUUAGUAGCAGCCGUCAAGGGUUAUCGAUGCAUCAUCACCAUGCCAGAGAAGAUGUCGAUCGAAAAGGAGAACACCAUGGUCGCGCUCGGCGCAGAACUGAUCCGAACUCCGACCGAAGCCGCUCACGAUUCGCCCGAUUCCAACAUUGGAAAAGCAAAGCAACUUCUGAAGGAGAUCCCAAACGCGGUCAUGCUGAACCAGUACGACAACGAAAAUAACCCCGACGCGCAUUACCACGGCACGGCACCCGAGAUCAUCGAAGCUUUGGCGUCGACUUCGAGCUCGACAAAUUCGGCCGGAGCAUCGAGGCCUUCUACGGGCAAGUGCGACUUGAUGGUUGCUGGAGCAGGAACGGGUGGGACGGUCACGGGCUUGUCGAAGCGAUUGCACGAGUCCAACCCAGACGUGGUGGUGCUGGGCGUCGACCCGCGAGGCAGCAUCCUCGCUCGCCCCGAACAAUUGAACGAGCUCGCGAAGGGAGAGACGGAUCAGUACAAGAUCGAAGGGAUCGGAUAUGAUUUUGUAAGUUUGUGAGUAUUCGGAGCAUCUUGGAUCGGGAACUGAGACGGUAUGCCCGUCCGGAAACUGUCAGAUCCCAGGCGUACUAGAACAUGCGACCGUCACGCGCUGGAUCAAGUCAAACGAUUCCGAGUCCUUUGCAGCAGCGAGGCGGAUAAUCCGAACAGAGGGGAUACUGUGCGGUGGGAGUAGUGGGAGUGCUCUCUCCGGCGCGCUUGGGUUCCUCAAGAGUGAAGAGGGAAAGAGGAACUUUGCCGAUGUCGAAGGAAAGAAUGUCGUCAUUCUGUUGGCCGACGGGUCAGUUGCCCCGGCUCACCUCCUCGUCCUCAUACGAAUUGAACACAUAUAAGAUGUUUUUAUCUUCGCAGUAUUCGCAACUACAUCUCAUCACCUUGGCUCGGAGCCGACUCGGGAGCGAAAUAA